Ceratotherium simum simum (southern white rhinoceros) is the source of this 543-nucleotide messenger RNA. The record is from RefSeq and is a predicted model, not a curated record. Lineage: Eukaryota; Metazoa; Chordata; Mammalia; Perissodactyla; Rhinocerotidae.
AUGUCGUGGACGGGGGGCUCCAAGUUCAGUCUCGGCCUCCGGCUCCGGCUCCUGCUCCUGCUGCGGGACUGUCCCAGGGGCUGCUCAGCGGGCCUGGAGAAAGAGGCUGGCUCUCUUCGCUAUGACUUCACCAUCAUUCCUCAGCACAGACCAGAACAACCAUGGUGUGAGGUUCAAGGCCAGGUAGAUGGAAAGACUUUUCUUUCCUAUGACUGUGGCAGAGACGAGGUGAAAUCCUUGAGUCUCCUGGGAGAGGAGGUGAAUGGCGCGAGGGUCUGGCAAGAACAGAUGGAAACGCUGAGAGACGUGGGGGACUUGCUCAGACAGCAGCUUCCGAACAUUAAACCGGAGAAAUACAGGGACAGGGAUCCUCUCCCCCUGCAGGGCAGGAUGAUGUGUCAGUGUAAAGCCCAUGGACGCACGAGCGCCUCCUGGCAGUUCGGCCUCCAUGGACAGAUGUUCCUCCUCUUUGACUCGGAGAAUGGAACCUGGACGGUGCUUCAACCUGGAGGCAGACGGAUGAGAGACAUGUGGGAGAGUGAC